UGUCGCAUUGCACACACUGGCCGCAGCCGCCCGUUGUGUAUUCGGUGUAUACACUUUUUUCUAACUUCAUUGAUUUUUCGCCCCCGCUUUUAACACACACAUUACGGCACUCCUGACCAAAAACGACAACAACCAGUGUAAAACAGCUUAAUUGAAGUGAGCAGAAAAUGUCGGAGAGCGCGGUGCCAGCGAGCAAUGCGAACGCCAGUGAGAAAAUGGCCAGUUUGCUGAAGGAGGCGGAAAAUUUGAAAAGCAAACUGGAAGAGGAGCGCCAAAAGCUGAACGAUGUCAAUCUAUCAAAUGUCGCCGAACGCUUGGAGCAAAUCGCCUAUGUGAACAUUAAGCCACGCAAGGUGCUCAAAGGCCAUCAGGCGAAAGUUCUGUGCACCGACUGGAGUCCCGAUAAACGUCACAUAAUCUCAUCAUCGCAGGACGGACGUUUGAUCAUCUGGGAUGCAUUCACAACCAAUAAAGAGCACGCGGUGACCAUGCCAACCACAUGGAUUAUGGCCUGCGCAUAUGCGCCAUCUGGGAAUUUUGUCGCUUGCGGCGGUCUCGACAACAAAGUCACCGUUUAUCCCAUCACAUCCGAUGAGGAAAUGGCAGCCAAGAAACGCACUGUGGGCACACACACCAGCUACAUGUCAUGCUGCAUUUAUCCGAACUCGGAUCAGCAGAUACUCACCGGCAGUGGCGAUUCCACCUGCGCUUUGUGGGACGUUGAGUCCGGACAGUUGUUGCAGAGCUUUCACGGACAUUCCGGGGAUGUGAUGGCCAUUGAUUUGGCACCCAAUGAGACGGGCAACACCUUUGUGUCCGGCAGUUGUGAUCGCAUGGCCUUCAUCUGGGACAUGCGCUCCGGUCAUGUGGUGCAAUCGUUUGAGGGUCAUCAGUCGGAUGUGAAUAGCGUCAAGUUUCAUCCAUGUGGCGAUGCCAUCGCCACCGGUUCCGAUGACAGCAGCUGUCGUUUGUAUGACAUGCGAGCGGAUCGUGAGGUUGCCGUCUUUGCCAAGGAGAGCAUCAUCUUUGGCGUCAAUUCGGUGGACUUUUCGGUUAGUGGACGUUUGCUCUUCGCUGGCUAUAACGAUUAUACGGUUAAUUUGUGGGACACAUUGAAGUCGGAGCGCGUCUGCCUGUUGUAUGGCCAUGAGAAUAAGGUGUCGUGUGUGCAAGUCUCACCCGAUGGCACAGCGCUCUCCACCGGCAGCUGGGAUUAUACCAUACGCGUCUGGGCUUAAGCUCGCUAUCCCAAAUCCUGCAAUAUUGCAUCCUGCAUUCUCCAAAAGAUACCAAAGAUGAAUACGAAUUGUAAUUGUAAAUGUGUGAAACUGGAUUGGAGGAUGUAUGUUAAACAUUUCCACCUACCUACUGAGCUGUUUUCCGUGCCCUGGCAGAGAGAUUUGAAACUCUUUUCGUCCGUCUGGUUUUGAAAGUGAUUAACAGUUUAUUUUUGAAGCAAUCAACUGCAUUGAAUCUCGCACAACUUUACAGCUUUCUUCUCUACUUGAAUCGAUGGCUGCAUUAAAUCUGCUGCCAAGGUAUUUGAAGUCUUCGGCUUGCCGUUGACAGUUUUUUCAGUCAUUCUUUGCUCUCUAUUUUAUUUUGUUAGUAAAUAUUUUUUUGUUGUUUUGUUUUACGCGUAAUAACGCAAUUUAUUACGCCAACGAUACUAUGAUGUACUUUAAGUAUUAGAAAAAAGGCAAAUAUGCACGCAACCCAAACCAAAUAAUAUUACAAUAAUAAUACAGAGCUCGUGUACUAUAUAAACUUAUUAUGCGCCUAGUUGUAAGUUCCUGUUUGAAAUAAAUGUUGAAACGAAUC
Messenger RNA from Drosophila nasuta, 1821 nucleotides. It is a transcript of the gene Gbeta5, whose product is annotated as guanine nucleotide-binding protein subunit beta-5. Gene Ontology annotation, molecular function: protein binding. Gene Ontology annotation, biological process: signal transduction. NCBI's taxonomy places the organism in Eukaryota, Metazoa, Arthropoda, Insecta, Diptera, Drosophilidae. Bases 168 to 1238 code for a protein of 356 amino acids. The record is from RefSeq and is a predicted model, not a curated record. The transcript has a single exon.